Molecule: messenger RNA, 1520 nt
Organism: Medicago truncatula (barrel medic)
Lineage: Eukaryota; Viridiplantae; Streptophyta; Magnoliopsida; Fabales; Fabaceae
Product: F-box/FBD/LRR-repeat protein At1g80470
Exons: 4
Coding region: 147-1256 (369 amino acids)
Molecular function (GO): protein binding
Source: RefSeq, a predicted model, not a curated record
UUUUGAAGGGAAGUAUAACAUUGCGCAACUUCUCUCUCUCACAUACCGCCGUACCAAAAAAGCAGAGACACCGACUGGCGACUGGAUCAUCCAUCCGUCCGAUAAUUGAAGGUUACCGAAGAUAAAGAAACAAAGGAGUAUUGAAGAUGGAAAGACAAAAUAAACGCGUUGUAGACACAGACAGACUCAGUGACCUUCCUGACCAUGUCCUUCUUCAUAUCAUUGAAUCUAUGAACAUAAAACAAUCUGUUCAGACCUGCGUUCUGUCUAAACGAUGGAAGGACCUUUGGAAACAUCUCACCAAUCUAAAGUUCCAUCAUUCCUACCCUGACAAUAGUGAUAUGUUCUGCAAAUUUGUGUCCCAGAUUUUGUCUGGUCGCAACCACUAUAUUCCCCUUCAUAGCCUAGAUUUUGAGCACGAGGAUUGCAUAGAUUUUGAGCCUAAAACUACACUCCUAGAGGUCAUGAGAUAUGCUGCAUCGUCACAUAAUAUGCAGCAACUCACAGUCUAUGCCAGAAUAAGGAAAAUUAGUGAUCUUGAAUUGCCCCCUUCCAUAUUUUACAGUCGUUCUUUGACAUAUCUUAAGCUUGGCUUUUGGCAGAUAUAUGGCUCAAAUAGUGGUAAGACAACAAUACCAAAAUUGUUGAACUUGCCAUCAUUAAAAACCUUGCAUCUUCGGUGUCUCACUUUCACUACUAGUGAUGAUGGCCGUGCUGAGCCCUUUUCAGCCUGUAACAUGUUGGAUACAUUGGUCAUUAUUUGUUGUUAUUUACAGGAAAAUGCACAAGUGCUAUGUAUAUCCAAUUCUAAUGUUUCUAGUUUGACCGUAGGUAGUAACUACGUGUACGAUGAAGCUCACAAUUACAACGUUGUGCUUUGUACUCCAAAACUUACUUCUCUUACUGCCAGUGGUCGUCCUACUUUCGAAGCACCCUCUACACACGGUCUACCCUUUCUAGAAGAAGUAAAUAUUGAUUACACUUAUCCUUACAGACCGUGUGAAGAUUCCAUCAUGAUUAGUUGGUUGCAAUUACUUGCUAAUGUUAAGAUAAUGACACUUCAUUUUAAAACCCUUGUUGAGAUACUAUGUAUUCUCAAAAUGGGUGCUCAACCUCCUUGCUUUGUUAGAUUGAAGUCAUUGAAAGUGGAAUUGAAAUCAAAUGACGACAUAUCUAAUGGGAAAGUAAGAAAAAUUGUGAAGAUCCUACUUCGAAAUUCUCCACCCGCCAAAGUUGAUAUCAUUCGGAAGGGUUAACUGUUUAGGUUAGGGUUUGGUGCAAGGCUUAUAGUGGCAGAUGGAUAGAGCAAGACUCUUGAGGACUAUGGUGGUGCCAGUUAUUCCAAGUUUUUUUUCUUCUUUCUUACUCUUCCAAACUAAAUUAUUUUUUUAGAUUGUUGUUUGAUAAAAUAUUCCAAACUAAAUUAUUAUUUCUACCUAGAAAUCGUGAUUUCCAUCUUGUUGUGUUACAUGUAAAAUCAAAACUAUAGUUCGAGCUAAAAUACUAAUUAUUCGAGCCGA